This is a messenger RNA of Colletotrichum karsti, 816 nucleotides long. RefSeq lists its product as uncharacterized. Gene Ontology annotation, cellular component: cytosol. The transcript is spliced from 6 exons. The coding region runs from base 1 to 816 and encodes 271 amino acids. Gene Ontology annotation, molecular function: oxidoreductase activity. The record is from RefSeq and is a predicted model, not a curated record. Lineage: Eukaryota; Fungi; Ascomycota; Sordariomycetes; Glomerellales; Glomerellaceae.
AUGUCUGCCACCGCUGCCGCCAAGCGCCUUGAGGGCAAGACGAUUCUCAUCACCGGCGCCUCCAGCGGCAUUGGAAAGAGCACGGCGUUUGAAUACGCCCGCACGGCGCCUAACAACCUGAAGCUCAUUCUCACAGCCCGUCGCAUUGACAGUCUCAAGGAGAUUGCUGCCGAGAUCAACAAGGAGGUCGGUAAUGGCGUCAAGGUCCACCCUGUGAAGCUCGACGUCAGCAACGCGGAUGAGGUUCGCCAGCUCGUGCCCAAUCUGCCCGAGGAGUUUAAGGACAUCAGCAUCCUCGUGAACAACGCAGGUCUCGUCAAGGGUGUCGCAAAGGCCCCCGAGAUUGCCGAGGCUGACAUCAAUGUCAUGUUCGCGACCAAUGUCACCGGUCUCAUCAACGUUACGCAAGCUAUCCUCCCCAUCUUCAAGUCAAGACCCGACGGCGGUGCCGGUGACAUUAUCAACAUUGGCUCUAUUGCCGGCCGUGAGCCGUACCCUGGUGGCUCCAUCUACUGUGCGACCAAGGCUGCCGUGCGCAGCUUCACGGACAGCUUGAGGAAGGAGCUCAUUGACACACGCAUUCGCGUCAUCGGAAUCGAUCCUGGUCAAGUCGAGACUGAGUUCUCCGUUGUCCGAUUCUACGGCGAUAAGUCCAAGGCCGACGCCGUUUACGCUGGCUGCGAGCCUCUGACGCCCGACGACAUCGCCGAAGUCAUCGUCUUCACGACCACACGCCGGGAGAACGUCGUUGUGGCCGACACCCUCAUUUUCCCCCAGCACCAGGGUGCUGCUGGCCUCCUCCACCGCAAGUCUUGA